AUGAACACUCCUGAAUGCGACUACGUGUUUAAGGUCGUGUUGAUUGGCGAUGUGGCCGUCGGGAAGUCUUGUCUACUGCUCCGCUUUGUAGAUGCCACCUACACCGAGUAUUCCCGUGCUACCAUUGGUGCCGACUUUAAGACUCGCAUCCUAAAACUGGAAGGGGAAACUGUCAAGCUGCAAAUUUGGGACACAUCAGCCCAAGAGCGCUUCCGACCAGCGGUUUACUCGAUUUGCCGCAGUGCAGACGGGAUUAUUGCCGUGUAUGAUGUGACGGACGAUAAGUCAUUCACAAACGUCAAGCGGUGGCUACAGGAGAUCCAGUCAUAUGCGUCUGAAGGGGUGAACAAGCUCUUGGUUGGAACUAGGUCAGAUUUGACGAGCAAGAAGGUUGUGGAAUACACCGUCGCCAAGGGAUUCGCCGAUCAAUUGGCUAUUCCCUUCCUCGAAACUUCGGCAAAAAAUGGUACUAAUGUGGAACAGGUUUUCUUGACCAUGGCUAAGCAGAUUAAAGACCGGUGA
This is a messenger RNA of Cantharellus anzutake, 522 nucleotides long. RefSeq names its product the SidmDRRA-Rab1 complex. The transcript has 5 exons. Gene Ontology annotation, molecular function: GTP binding; GTPase activity. The coding region runs from base 1 to 522 and encodes 173 amino acids. NCBI's taxonomy places the organism in Eukaryota, Fungi, Basidiomycota, Agaricomycetes, Cantharellales, Hydnaceae. The record is from RefSeq and is a predicted model, not a curated record.